AAAAAGACUUGCAGGAAGGAGAUCCCCAGGCUGCGAUCCGUUCCCCAGGCUGCGAAACCUGACAAGAAGCCCCUGAAGCCAGGCUCGCCCGGCAAUUUCCAGUCAAGAACACCCACACCAGGUGCCCAGCGUUUCUCUCCACACCCGCCAGCGAGCCCACGUGCGCCAGACAGCAAAGCCUGGCGCAGCUCCCUGCCCAGGGCUGCCUGCAGCGCGGCCAAGAGCGGCCGCAGCGUCCCCACGCAGACACCUGGGUCACCUCUGGGACCCUGUGACACCUGCGCCAGCGCCCAGGCCAGCCUCCAUGAAGUCAGCAAAGCCAUCAGCAGCAUCUGCCAGAGCCAGAACAUCCCCUCAGCUCUGGGCAGGUUUCAGGAGACGCUGGAGAGCGCAGGGAGAACGACCCUCUCUGCAAUGGACAUGAGCCACUGCGCCUCAGAGCAGAGCAAGGACCUCUCCCGCAUCAGCAAACACCUCCAGCUGCUGCUGCAGCAGGUCCAGCCUCUCAAGGCAGAGCUGGAAGAGCUGAAGAGAGAGAAGGAAAAGCUGCAGAAACAGGUCAAGGACCUUUCCCGGUUGCUGCGGGCGGAGAAGGAGACCCGAGCACGGCAGAGGAUGGAGGCUGAGCAGAGGCUGGAAGUAAAGAACAAAGAGCAUUUAGAGGCUGUAGCCAGGCUGGAGCGGGAC
This is a messenger RNA of Antrostomus carolinensis (chuck-will's-widow), 687 nucleotides long. Its product is annotated as coiled-coil domain-containing protein 157-like. The record is from RefSeq and is a predicted model, not a curated record. Lineage: Eukaryota; Metazoa; Chordata; Aves; Caprimulgiformes; Caprimulgidae. The annotation marks the transcript as partial. The transcript has a single exon.